This is a messenger RNA of Trichoderma breve, 1644 nucleotides long. RefSeq lists its product as uncharacterized. The record is from RefSeq and is a predicted model, not a curated record. Lineage: Eukaryota; Fungi; Ascomycota; Sordariomycetes; Hypocreales; Hypocreaceae. The transcript is spliced from 2 exons. Bases 1 to 1644 code for a protein of 547 amino acids.
AUGUCUGGCUUCGAAGUUGCUGGACUGGUUCUCGGGAUCAUACCGCUGGCUAUAUCUGCACUUGAGCACUACAAAGCGGGACGAGGCGUUGUGGCGACAUUUGUCAAGUUCCAUGGACAGUUGGACACACUUAUAUACAGGCUUAAGCUGCAACGAACGUUUUUUUAUCUAAAUAUUCUCGACUUACUCCGAAAUGCUGGCGUUAGCGAAGUGGUCAACAAAACAGACAUAGGCGAAGAAGAAUGCAUCACCAUUCUCCAGAAUGCGAAGACCGCAGAAGAAAUCAGAGAUUACAUAGCGUCCGAACACCUGUAUGAUACCUUUGAUGAAAUAUUGAGAAGAUACGAAACAUGUUUAAAAGCAAUCGUUGCAAAAGAUGACUUGAAAGCGGUCCUUGAGAAAAAUCCCGUAGGAGCCUCUGGUUUUGCAUUUAGAGAGCGACUGAGUUUUACCAUGGAGAAAGGGCGUCUCAAACAGCUCGUGGAGGAGCUGAGUGAAGAUCGGCUUUCCCUGAGGGAGAUGGUCGAUAGCCUGAAGACGCAGCAAGUAUACACAGCGCGAAAUCCGUCUGAUGAUGCGCAAAAACUAGCAAGCAUGCUUUCAAGGGUCCAGCGACAAGCAAUGCCACUGUUCGAAGCCAUGCGUAAAGGAUGUAAUUGUGGCUGUGAAAAGAAGCACAAGGUCUUCAUGAGACUGGAUAGCAGGGUUCCCCUACAAAAGAGCAAACAAAGAAAACUGAGAGAGCAGACUGAAUUCAGUCUCAUCUUUGACCAUCAUGGAUAUCUCCAAGAAACUCAUGUCAAUAUUCACGAAGAUGAUCUCAACGAAGACUACGACAUCAAAACCACCUCCAGAGUUGUGUUUGUCCAAGAAGCUACGGAGCAGCACAGUGAAAGAAUAGUGACCUUAAUUUGCCAGCAUGUUUCUGAAGCACAAGCGGCGGGUCAUAUUCUGAAACUGAGGCUAAACAAUGAACAUCUUUUCCUUGUUGACGGUCCGUCUGAGAAUAGGCGGAAUUUCACAGCUCCGAUAACACUAGCGGAUAUCCUCAAGGCUGGAUAUCAAGAUGAUGACGCCAAGAUGUUCCCAAAGGAACAGACACUGUUGGCUCUCAAGGUCGCAUCAUCAAUUCUACAACUACAACAGACGUGGUGGUUGGGGCUACCGUUCAACAGCAACAAGAUCAAGAUAUUGAGUCCCCAAGAGACGUCAAUCAUCACUGCGGGUAGUUUCCCUUUCAUUGAACAACUUAUGGGCGAGAUCCCACCGCCGCCAUAUGUAAAAACGAUUCAGAGCGACGCAUGCAUCGGUCCAGAUCCCAAAACAGCUUUGACAGAGCUGGCAAUCUUAUUGCUGGAGAUCUGGCAUCACAGGCCGCUUGAGACAUGGUGUCAAAAGUCGGGUAAAGAGAAUCCAACGUCGCCACAAGGACGUAUGAUGGUAGCCAUUGAGUGGCUACAGGCCACAUCAAGACGACUGCUGCCGUAUCAAAGCCAGGUUAUUGAACAAUGUCUGCAAGUAUGUGCUGGAUCUCUGCGAUUCUGGCAUGAAAAGGAAUUUUUGAAGAUGUAUUGUGAGAAUAUCAUCAAGCCUUUACAGGAGAUUCUUGGUGCAUGGGAUACGCCCGGGAGAACUUAUAGCUAG